This is a messenger RNA of Yarrowia lipolytica CLIB122, 3042 nucleotides long. RefSeq lists its product as uncharacterized. The record is from RefSeq and is a predicted model, not a curated record. Gene Ontology annotation, cellular component: membrane. Lineage: Eukaryota; Fungi; Ascomycota; Dipodascomycetes; Dipodascales.
AUGAACCAGCAGCGUGUCUACCAGCAGUUUCAGCAGCGACCGGGCGGUUCAGGGGCCCUUCCGGGCCAGAACGCUACGCCGUCCCCAGGAGUCCCUGGAGCGGUGGCGGGCCAGCAGCGGACCGAUGUCGCGGCCCAGCAGCAACGUCACCACCCGCUGAGCCAGCACUACCAGUUGCAACAACAGCAGCAGCUUCAGCAGUUACAGGAGCAACAACACGCGGCCAUGUAUGGCGCCCAGUCUCAGCAACAGCAACAACAGCAGCAACAGCAGCAACAGCAACACUCUCAGCAACAGAUGCAGCACCAGUACCAUCAGCAGCAGCUGGCGCACCAGGCCCAGGUCCAGCAUCAACAUCAGCACCAGCAGCAGAUGCAACAACACCAGCUCAGCCAGAUGACCCAGGCCCAGCAACAGCUGUACGCGCAGCAGCAACACGCGCAGCAGCAACAUCAGCUCCACCAGAUGCACCGGCAGAGCCAGAACUCCAUCAAUGGCAUGAUGGGAGGCGUGUCCAUGUCGCAGGUGGCGUCUCCUCAGCAGCAGCAGACCAACGUUUCGAUCAGCCAGUUGCAACAGCAGCAGCAGCAGGCGGCGUUGGCUCAGCAACAGGCUCAGGCUCAGGCUCAGCAGGCGCAACAAGCUGCCGCUCAGCAACAGGCACAACGUCAGGCUAGCACAGCCGGCCAGACCACAGCCCAGCAGUUGUAUGCCCAGCAACAGGCCCAGGCACAGGCCCAGCAGCAGAAGAACAACCUGCCGUCUAUUAAUCACAUGUACCUGCAGCAACAGCAGGCCCAAGCUGCUGCCCAAGCCAAAGCUCAACAACAAAAGCAGCAGCAGCAGACUCAGGCCCAGACCCAGGCCCAGGCUCAGCAACAAACCCAUGCGCAGCAACAGACCCAUGCUCAGCAACUGGCUCAGCAGCAGGCACAGACUCCCCAGACUCAGCACACCUCCCAAGCUCACCCUCAGGCACAAGCCCAGGCACAAGCUCAGGCACAGGCCCAAGCGCUCGCACAAGCGCAGUACCAGAGACAGCGGCAACACAGUCAUCUCCAGGGCGACGCGUCGCAAUACACUUCGCUGCAACAGCAGCAGGCGGCGGCACACCAGCAUCAGGCACAUCUCCAGUACCAGGCUCAUCUCCAGCAGGUGCAGCAACAGCAGGCCCAGCUGGAGGAGAAGCGACGCAAAGCGUCCACUGCGAGCGUCGGGACCCCCAAAAGCGCUGCUGCCACCCCCAGAAUCCAGGCCGGGCACCAUCUGACGCCCCAGCAGCAACAUGCGUUGACUCCUCAGCAGGCUCAUGCUCAGCAACAGCAGCAGAGCCACGCACAGCAGCACGUGCUAACAACGCCUCAGCAACACGCAUUGAGCGCUUCUCAACAGCGUGCGUCUCCUCAGAACCUGACUCCCCAGCAACAGGCUCGUCAGUUGCAGCAGAAGCAGCAACAGCACGUUCAGCAGGCACACACUGCUCAUACUCAGGCCCAGCAGGCGGCUCAACAGCAGCAGCAAGCUGCGUACCAACAGACGCAGAAGGCUCAGACUACAAAACAGCAGCAGCAGCAGCAACAGCAGUAUCAGCAACAGCAGCAGCAUUAUCAUCAGCUUGCAGCCCAGCAGCAGGCCCAGGCCCAGCAGCAGGCUCAGGGGAUUAGCCAGAGCACCACUCCGCAGUUGUUGCAGCGACAGCCCGGGGUGCAGGGUCAGAAGGGACAACAAGCAGUGGCACUUGGUGCUGUGCAGCAGACACAGCAUGGUGUCGCACAGCACGGUGCACAGCAUGCCACUCAGCAGGUGAAGUUAGAGCAGCAACAGCAGCAUCCCCAUCCCCAGGCCCAGGUUCAGCAUCAGGGCCAGCUUCAGGGACAGCAGCAGCAUCAGCAGCAUCAGGGUGUCCAACAGGGUGUUCAACAGGGUGUUCAGCAGCAGCAUGGCGUUGCUCAGCAUGCUCAGCAGGCACAGCAUCAGCAGACACAGCAUCAACAGCAUGGCGUUAAUCAGCAACAGCAGACUCAACAGCAGGGUGUUAACCAGCAUCAACAGGCUCAGCAGCACCAGCAAGCCCAACACCAACAGACUCCACAGCAGGGCGUCAGUCAGCAACCUGCACACAAUGAGACUCCUUCCGUGGCACCAGCUGCACCCUCUUCUGUUCCUGCCUCUACUGCUCCCGCUACUGCCGCCUCGGCAGACUCCACGCCCUCUGCGGCACCUGGUGAGCCGAAGAAGAAGCGCAAGAACAAAAAGUCGCCGGCCAACUCGGUGCCUAUUACCAACAACGGCCCCGUGGUGUGUCGCGAGUGUGGCACGCAGUGCAGCAACACGUCUGAACUGAAGCGUCAUGAAAAACACAUCCACAACCGGUCGCUGUACAUGUGCCGAAAGUGCGGCGAGCUGUUCCAGACGGUGGCCGAGCGACAGACGCACAAGAACAACCGGCACUAUCCAGAGAUCCAGACGACCAUCUGGGCGUCCAACGUGUUCCGCGAGUUUCCGGCCAAUACGAUUGUGCAUUCCAAGCGUGACCAGAACGGCUACUUUAACUGUCCCAGUGAAUACUGCACGUUCAUCACGCGGAUCCCGUCGUACUGGCAUGACCACAUUCACAAUGUUGCUCACCAGGGCAUUGAUCCGCAGACGUCGAAACGGAAGCGCAAGCCCAAGAUUCUGUCGACACCCCAUCCCGGGGCGAUUGGUAACGGUGGUGCAGGUGUGGGGCCUGUGAGCGGCGAGGGCGAGCGGCAGGAGCGGGCCCAGCAGGCGGCCCAACGACAGCAGCAGCAGGCGGCCCAGCAACAACAACAACAACAGCAGCAGCAGCAACAGCAGCAGCAGCAGCAGCAGGAGAGUCAGAGCCAGCAGCAGGGUAAGCCCGCGCAGGGUCACACACAGCAGCAGGCUCAGACACACCAGGGCCAGCAGCAGCAGACCCACGCACAACCCCACGCACAGCCCCAUACUCAGCAUACGGGGGCCCAGCAGAUACAGCAGCACCACGUGCAUCAACUUCCGCAUCAACCUCAUUCCUUGUAA